AUGUCUAAAAGGGAUCCCAAGUAUCCUGUGGAGAAUUUGCUAAACCCAGAUAGUCUGAGAGGACCUUGGCUCAGCAGCCCUCAGGACAAGAGUGGGCAACUAAAAGUGGAAUUGCAGUUGGAGAAGGCUGUGCCCAUAGGCUACAUCGAUGUUGGUAAUUGUGGCUGUGCUUUCCUGCAAAUUGAUGUGGGUCGUUCUUCCUGGCCCCUGGACAGACCUUUUGUCACCCUGCUCCCUGCCACCAUGCUAAUGUCCCUCGCUGAAUCAAAACAGGGGAAAAACCGCUCCGGGGUCCGCAUGUUUAAAGAUGGUGAUUUCCUGGCUCCAGCCUCAGGUGACUCAUGGGAUCGACUUCGUCUUACCUGCUCCCAACCCUUCACACGGCACCAGUCUUUUGGCCUGGCCUUCCUACGGGUGUGUUCCUCCUUGGACUCAGAGGACCCUGUGACAGGUCCUUUGGCCCCUGGGAGCUCUGGACUGAGCAAGAGUUCUUCUGAGGCUCAGAAGUCUGGCAACAGUCCCUGGAUGGCUAAUCCCUCUAUCCGGAGAACAUUCUUCCCAGAUCCUCAAACGAACACCAAGGAAAUCUCAGAUCUUAAGAAUAUCCUAAAGCAGCUACAGCCAGGGGCCUUGGGGCGUUCAGCCCACAUGGUACUUUCAGCUGCCCGCAGGGCACCUCCAUCUAUCAUGGCAAGCCCAAGAAACAAUUGUUUAGAACCAGAUCUGAGUCAUCCAGACAGUGCAGAGCCCAGACCAGAGGAGCAAAGCACAGAGAAUGAUGUGGGCAGAACGAAGAGACGGAAAAUGCAAGUUAAGAGGUCUUUAUCCAAGUCAAACUCUCGUACAGAGAGGAACAGGAUAAAAAAGACACGGCAAAGAGCACAGUGCCAACCCCAGGCCCAAAAGAGCAGCGUCCAGGAGAGUGGGCAGUGCCCCAUUUGUGCAGGAACCUUCAGCACUGACAUUCUCCCCCAGCAUGCUGCCACUUGUGGAGAGACCUCCCCGCCUCACGCAGCCUCUCCCUGUUCAUCGCCAUCUUCUUCACCAUCUGUACUAUGGAUUCCUUGUGUGGCAUUAACACCGCUGCCCUGGUCUCCAGGGUUCAGGCCACAGCCAAACUGGACUGAGAUCGUGAACAAAAAGCUGAAGUUCCCACCACCACUCCUGGAUGCCAUCCAGGAGGGGCGGCUAGGUCUUGUGCAGCAGCUGCUGGAGUCUGGGGCCGAGGCCACAGGACCUGGGCCAGGCGGGCCCUUGCGGAACGUGGAAGAGGCCGAAGACCGCUCCUGGAGGGAAGCUCUCAAUCUGGCCAUCCGACUGGGCCAUGAGGCCAUCACUGAUAUAUUGUUAGCCAUUGUCAAGUUUGACUUCCGACAGAUCCACGAGGCACUUCUUGUGGCAGUGGACACAAACCAGCCGGCAGUGGUGCGUCACCUGCUAGCCCGGCUAGAUAGAGAGAAGGGCCGCAAAGUGGACACAAAGUCUUUCUCACUGGCUUUCUUUGACUCUUCAAUCGAUGGCUCCCGCUUUGCACCUGGUGUCACACCGCUCACCCUGGCCUGCCAGAAGGAUCUGUAUGAGAUUGCACAGCUGCUUAUGGAACAGGGUCAUACCAUUGCCCGGCCCCACCCUGUCUCCUGUGCCUGCCUGGAGUGCAGCAAUGCUCGCCGCUAUGACCUCCUCAAGUUCUCCCUGUCCCGCAUCAACACCUACCGUGGCAUUGCCAGCAGGGCCCACCUCUCACUGGCCAGUGAAGACGCCAUGCUGGCUGCCUUCCAGCUCAGCCGAGAGCUCAGGCGCCUUGCACGCAAGGAGCCAGAGUUUAAGCCUGAGUACAUUGCCCUGGAGUCACUGAGCCAGGACUACGGCUUUGAGCUCCUGGGCAUGUGCCGGAACCAGAGUGAAGUCACUGCAGUACUCAACGACCUGGAAGAGGACAGUGAGACUGAGGCUGAGGGCCUGAGCCAGGCCUUUGAGGAAGGCAUCCCCAACCUGGCAAGGCUUCGGCUAGCUGUCAACUACAACCAGAAGCGGUUUGUAGCACACCCCAUCUGCCAGCAAGUCCUGUCUUCCAUCUGGUGUGGGAACCUGGCCGGCUGGCGUGGAAGCACCACCAUCUGGAAGCUCUUUGUCGCCUUCCUCAUCUUCCUCACCAUGCCCUUCCUCUGCCUUGGCUAUUGGCUGGCACCCAAGUCCCGGCUGGGCCGCCUACUAAAGAUCCCAGUGCUGAAGUUCCUGCUGCACUCUGCCUCCUACCUGUGGUUCCUCAUCUUCCUGCUGGGAGAAUCCCUGGUCAUGGAGGCACAGCUGAGCACCUUCCAGGGCCGCAGCCAGAGCGUCUGGGAGACUUCCCUGCACAUGGUCUGGGUCAUAGGCUUUCUCUGGUUUGAGUGUAAGGAAGUGUGGAUCGAGGGCCUGCGCAGUUACCUCCUGGACUGGUGGAAUUUCCUGGACGUGGUCAUCCUGUCCCUGUAUCUGGCGGCCUUCGCGCUGCGGCUCCUCCUGGCUGGGCUUGCAUACAUGCACUGCCAGGAUGCCCCGGAUGGGGUUCGCUGCCGCUAUUUUACCACGGCUGAGCGAAGUGAGUGGCACACCGAGGACCCCCAGUUCUUGGCCGAGGUGCUCUUUGCUGUCACUAGCAUGCUCAGCUUCACCCGUCUGGCCUACAUUCUGCCGGCUCACGAGUCUCUGGGCACUCUGCAGAUUUCCAUUGGCAAGAUGAUCGAUGACAUGAUGCGGUUUAUGUUCAUCCUCAUGAUCAUCCUGACCGCCUUCCUCUGUGGCCUCAACAACAUCUAUGUGCCCUACCAGAAGACAGAGCGGCUGGGCAAUUUCAAUGAGACAUUCCAGUUUCUGUUCUGGACCAUGUUUGGCAUGGAGGAGCACAGUGUGGUGGACAUGCCUCAGUUUCUGGUGCCUGAAUUCGUGGGCCGGGCCCUCUACGGCAUCUUUACCAUCAUCAUGGUCAUUGUGCUGCUCAACAUGCUCAUUGCCAUGAUCACCAACUCCUUCCAGAAGAUUGAGGAUGAUGCUGAUGUGGAAUGGAAGUUUGCUCGCUCCAAGCUCUACCUGUCCUACUUCCGAGAGGGCCUGACGUUGCCUGUGCCCUUCAACAUCCUGCCCUCUCCCAAGGCCAUCUUCUACCUUCUCAGGAGAAUUUUCCAGUUCAUUUGCUGUUGUUGUUCCUGCUGCAAAAUCAAGAAGCGAGACUAUCCUCCACUCCCCACCUUUGCCAAUCCUGGGGCAGGGACAGAAGCUGGGGAGGGUGAGCAUGGAUCCUACCGCCUUCGUGUCAUCAAGGCCCUGGUACAACGCUAUAUAGACACUGCCCAGAGGGAAUUCGAGGAGACCCGUCGGAAAGAUCUGGGCAACAGACUGACAGAGCUGACUAAGACUGUGUCUCGACUGCAAAGUGAGGUAGCCGGCGUAAGGCGAACUCUGGAAGAAGGAGGACCACCCCGGCCACCCCAUGGUGCCAGCAUUCUCAGCCGCUACAUCACCAGAGUACGAAACAGCUUUCAAAACCUGGGGCCCCCCAUCCCUGAGACCCCAGAGCUGACAGUGCCAGAGAGUGUGGGGACCCAGGAAUCUUUAGAAACUGGGCUUCAGGGUGCUGGAGAUGCUACAACUGCAUCUUCUGGAGAGUCUGGCCCUUCUUCCUCAGCACCUGUGCUAGUACAUAGGGAGCAAGAAUCAGAGGGAGCUGGAGCCCUGCCUCAGGAGGAAAAUUUGGGAGCCAAGGGGGUGUCCUGAUGCAGUGGGCAGUUUCCUUUUGUUGGUGAGUGAAUCAGCCUAGAUGGGAAGGGAGUCACUUAGUAGGUGCCUAUGCUGCUUUCCUUGCCUCAAUAAAGUUUUGUUCUGGAUGUCAGAUGUUUCCAGAG
Condylura cristata (star-nosed mole) is the source of this 3881-nucleotide messenger RNA. Its product is annotated as short transient receptor potential channel 2-like. The record is from RefSeq and is a predicted model, not a curated record. The transcript has 22 exons. NCBI's taxonomy places the organism in Eukaryota, Metazoa, Chordata, Mammalia, Eulipotyphla, Talpidae. Gene Ontology annotation, cellular component: cation channel complex; nucleus; membrane. The coding region runs from base 1 to 3753 and encodes 1250 amino acids. Gene Ontology annotation, molecular function: damaged DNA binding; protein binding; store-operated calcium channel activity. Gene Ontology annotation, biological process: calcium ion transmembrane transport; regulation of cytosolic calcium ion concentration; manganese ion transport.